AUGGGAAGAUCGCCGUGUUGCGAUCAAGACAAGGGCGUGAAGAAAGGGCCGUGGACACCGGAAGAAGAUGAAUUGCUUACCGUUUGUAUCAAUAAAAACGGCUAUGAGAAUUGGCGGUCGCUUCCUAAGCGAGCUGGACUUAACCGUUGCGGCAAGAGCUGUCGGCUCCGGUGGAUGAAUUAUCUCCGGCCUGAUAUCGUGAGAGGCAACUUCUCUGAUGAAGAAGAGAGUACUAUCAUUAAACUUCAUGCCCUUCUUGGUAACAAAUGGUCGAAGAUAGCGGGUCAUCUUCCAGGAAGAACCGAUAACGAGAUCAAAAACUAUUGGAACACUCAUAUGAGGAAGAAGUUGAUGCAAAUGGGGAUUGAUCCAAUCACACACGAGCCGAGAACCAACAAUCUUAGCCCUAUCCUCGAUGUUUCUCAAAUGCUCGCUGCCGCGAUCAGCAACGGCCAAUUUGGUAACAAUAACCUCUUCAACAAUAGCACUCCUUUGGAAGAUCUUCUCAAACUCCAACUGAUCCAUAAAAUGCUUCAAAUCAUAACCCCAAAAGCCAUACCAAACAUCAAUUCAGUGAACCCUAAACCGGACUCGGCUAUCAAUAGCUUCAAUACCAAUUCAGUGAAUCCUAAACCGGAGCCCGCGGCCGCACAAUGGAAUGCUAUUGAUCCACAUGUUUUCAUAAGCCAAGAUGCAAAUGAGGAAUCGUCUGAAAAUAUUUGGGAUGGUUUUGAAGAUAACCGGCUUCCUGGUUUGGUUACGGUUUCUCAGGAGAAUCUCAAUACAGCAAAACCAGGUACCAGUACUACCACCGAGGUAUAUGUUCAAACCAGAGCUGGUGUGAUCCCUGGUUAUUAUGGUGAUCAAAUCCUAUCUUCUGGUUCGGUAUCGGUUUCUCCUGCCAUAUCUGGUUCGAACCAUCCCCGUUCGGCUCUACACUCAUCAGGUUCAGCUGUCUUAGAGGACUGGGAGAAGUUCCUUGAUGAUGAAACAAGUGAUUCUUGCUGGAAAAGUUUCUUAGAGUAA
Messenger RNA from Arabis nemorensis, 1026 nucleotides. The record is from the annotation of a GenBank genome assembly. Lineage: Eukaryota; Viridiplantae; Streptophyta; Magnoliopsida; Brassicales; Brassicaceae.